AUGUAUUUCUCUCAAGUUAACAGCGUGAAGCCCUCAAAUGUGGCUGUGCUCUCCUCCAUUGGACUUCCCAUGCACAGCACUGCGCUGACUAAGGUGGUAUCAAGACUCAAAGAGCUGAUGACGCUGUUCAAUCCUGCACUCAACAGUCUUCUUUCAGAGGAAACAAACUUGUAUGCCCCUCAGUUUGUUCAACACAGCUCGCUGGUGGAGCAGGCAAAGGAAUUGUCGCUCUCUUUCCAAAACAGUCAGGUCAUUGAUUUGGAUAGAGAUUGGAAGCUGGUUCUUCUCUUUGCUCAAGUAGGCCAGCGCUGUGCCUGUGAGCAGCAUCAGUUUCCAUCUGUUAUCAAAGCCGUGGUUGAAGAGGUGGAUGAUGCUCUGCAGCUGCUGCACUCUCAGCUGAAGCGAGCCAUCGUCAGUGUUGCAUUGUGGGAUGGAGAGCAUGACAAUUUCCACAACAUGAUGUGUCGAUGCAAGGAGUCAAACGACGAGGGAGAAGCCAGACUUCAAAGGGCUAUACUGAGUCAUGCUCUGCAGGAGUCUUUGGAUGAGCUCAUGAUAAAGAGGCGUUGGUACGGCGACAGAGAGGACUUCACCGUCAUUGUGCAGAACACACCUUUCAUCACAGGCCCUUCUUCGAGUGGGAAGCCUCUCUCUGACCAACAAGAAGCACAGCAGGCGGAUACACUGAUGGUCCAGAUGUGGACCAGCCUGCUGCAACCCAUAAGUGGGCAACAUAACACAGAAGACAGUGGAAAUAUCAUCCCAUUGCCGUGUCCAACUGAGGACCGACCCUUCCUGAGGACGGAGGGAAACUCUCCUUCAUAUCACCCUGGUGAUGUCUCUCCUCUCCUUCUCCCAUUUACAGGCACAGUGAUGCCCUGCGAAGACCUCGGGCCCUCACCCUCCACACCCACCUCAGUCCAUGAGCUCAGGCCUGGAGAUAUAAAAGUGGUGGCUGCUGUGGGAGACUCUCUGACAUCAGGGAACGGCAUCGCAGGCAGCCCCAAUAACGUCCUGGACGUCUUGAAUCAAUACAGAGGUUUAUCCUGGAGUAUUGGUGGAGAUGAAAACCUCACAACAGUCACCACGCUGCCCAACAUCUUGAAACAUUUUAACCACAACCUGACGGGCUAUUCUGUUGGCAUGGGCAAGCAGAACACUCCUCAGGCUUUCCUCAACCAGGCUGUAGCGGGAGCUAAGAGCAAGAGCAUACCAUCACAGGUACGAACCCUGGUGGCAAAGAUGAAGAAUGACCCUAGAAUUAAUUUUGAAUCAGAUUGGAAGGUGAUCUCCCUUUUUGUUGGUGGAAAUGACAUCUGUGACCACUGCCACAACUCUCUACUUUACUCUGAAGAGAAUUUUAGAAGUAAUAUUCGAGAGAGUCUGGAUUAUCUACACAAAGAGGUGCCCCGAGCUCUGGUGAAUUUAAUAGAACCUCUUCAUAUAACUCCUCUGAGAGAAAUGCACAUUGACGCUUCACUUAAAUGUCCCACUUGGCUGUUAAAUAUCAUGUGUUCCUGUGUUAUCUUGCCAAAGCCCGGCUCUACAGCGCUGCAAAGGGUGGAGGACAUCAAUAGAGGCUAUCAGCAUUUACUGCACGGACUUGUGGAGUCAAGCCAGUACGACACUCGCUCAGACUUCACAGUGGUCGUCCAGCCUUUCUUCAGAGAAAUCAUUGUCCCCAAACUGCCGGAUGGCCGUGCUGAUCGCUCCUUCUUCAGCGCUGACUGCUUCCAUCUCAGCCAGAAGGCCCAGACGCUGAUGGCUCGCUCCCUCUGGAACAACAUGCUGGAACCUCUAGGCAAUAAGACGACCCUACAGAACUUUUCUUCAAACCCUGAACUGAAAUGUCCAACCAAGACUUCACCGUACAUCCGAACCUAUAACAACAGCAAUUACAUGUAUCCCGGUCCUUCUCCAACCCCAGGACCUAUCACAAACUGGGGGAGUGAUUUCUCCUGUGUGGACAUUGCUCCAUCUGUAACUGUGCCAACCUCAGUUCACCAGCUGAGACCAGCAGACAUCAAGGUGGUGGCAGCUCUGGGAGACUCUGCAACGGCAGGCACUGGCGCUAAGGCAAAGAACCUGUUUGGCCUAAACAAAGACUAUAAAGGAGUAUCGUGGAGCAUCGGAGGCGAUAAAAGUCUGGAGACGGUCACAACACUCCCAAACAUCUUGAAGAAGUUCAACCCUUCCUUAAAGGGGUUCUCCACAGGCCAAGGCCCUAAACACAAGGCCUUCAACUUAGCUGGAGCUGGAGCUAAGACCUCAGAUAUCCCAGUACAAGUACAAGCUCUCAUCAAGACCAUGAGGGAUCAUAAGGAGGUGGAUUUUGAAAAGGACUGGAAACUUGUGACAAUAUUUGUUGGAGGAAAUGAUCUUUGCAAUUACUGCAGAGACCAAAAUAAUCUGUCGCCCAAGAACUACAGCCACAAUAUUAUGCUCAGUUUGGACAUGUUUUACAAAGAGGUACCGAGGCUGUUAGUUAAUCUUGUGGCAAUCUUGCAGAUAGAUCCAUUGAAAUCAGUUAAGAGGGACACACUCGGCUGUUCACUCUUGCAGAGGACCAGAUGUCCAUGUGUUAUCAACCCAUCUGAAAACUCCCCAGAGCUUCAAGAGAUAAAACAAAUAAAUCGUGAAUAUCAGGCUGAGAUCCAACAUCUUAUUUCUGGAAAUCGCUAUCAUGGAAAAGAAGAUUUUGCGGUUAUCCUUCAACCGUUUUUACACAAUUCCUUCAUUCCUCAUAUUGGAGAGGGUGAGGUUGACGCAAGUUUCUUCUCUCUGGACUGUUUCCACUUAAGUGAGCGAGCUCAUGCUGAGAUGGCCAUUGCCUUGUGGAAUAACAUGCUGGAGCCCAUCGGCAGAAAGCAGACCUACAACAACUUCACAUACGACCGCUCUAAGAUCCAUUGUCCCUCUGAGGACAAUCCCUUCAUCUUCACUGAGAUCAACAGCCUACCAAGUCCACCAGUAACCACCACAACAGCAUCCACAGUCGACAGUCCUGCACCACCCAUCCCUGAGACCAGGUGCCCUUCCUCCAUGCCCGUGUUGGUACCAGUGAUCGUGGGAAUUGUCAGUUUAUUGGCUGGCGUUGUUCUUGCUUGGCUAAUUCUCGCCAGCUCUAAACCUCAUGAAAGUAAAGUGGAGAAGGCAGUAGAAAUGAAAGGAACUGCUUUUUGAUAGUUGUUGUUAUCAAGCUACGUGUAUGAUGGAUUUUCAUGAAAGUUUGUCUGGACACUUGUGGUAUUCCAGUUGUUUUGAUGACCAUUAGAUCAGACAGUUGUGGUUUUGAAGGGAAAUGUCUGGAAAACUAUUGGAGAGAUAACCAUUCAUUUAUUGUUUUAGACAUUCAUGCCCUCUCAGGAUACCUUUUUAAGUGUAAAGUGUUACAUUCAGGGACAACCAAUGGCCUUGAUGCUUCAGACAGGGUUGAAUGGGAGGAAGAGACACACAUACUGUUGGCAACAAGAACAAUAUGGAAUAACACCAGGUUUUUUCUUCUUAACACCCUGUAUUUAAAAUUGCAUUUCCACAACUAACAACACUGGAUGACUAAAUAAUGAUGGAGCUGCUGUUCGAUCGCCGAGGUAAAGCUCAGAGGCCUUUUAACAUUUGGCCAAAAUACUCAUUCUGGGCCAAUGAAAGGAAAUAUGUCACCUUCCACACCUGUGCACACAACACACAAAGACGUUAUUAAAGCAUGGUUUAAUGAAAAUAUAAAAGUUUGGAACAAAGAGAGAAUGUGUUUAAUGUACCAUCAGAACGUCUGCUACACUUUCUUGUAAACAUUAAACGUGCUGGAAACAAACCUGUGCAUUAUGCCAUGAUGUUUUUCAAAUAACUAAUUGUAGUUUGGUUUGCUGUUUGUUUUCAUGUUUUUGAAGGUCGACACAACAUACAAGAUUGAGAUUUGACAUUUUUUUCCCUAUUUUGUAUUUUGCAUCUUACCUUUGUAUGUUGUUUGUUAUCAUUGUUGUUUGCUGCUGCUGGCUGGCUGAGGGCUACCAAACGGAAUUUCGCUGUAU
Messenger RNA from Pseudoliparis swirei, 4028 nucleotides. Its product is annotated as phospholipase B1, membrane-associated-like. Gene Ontology annotation, molecular function: glycerophospholipase activity. The transcript has 40 exons. The record is from RefSeq and is a predicted model, not a curated record. Lineage: Eukaryota; Metazoa; Chordata; Actinopteri; Perciformes; Liparidae. Bases 1 to 3183 code for a protein of 1060 amino acids. Gene Ontology annotation, biological process: phospholipid metabolic process.